UUGGCCCAACCUUACUCCUGGCGGCGGAAGGUGGAAGUUUGAGGUGGCCUUCGCCUCGGGGCCCGUUGGGGCAACGCGGUGUGCAUAGCUGUCGCUGUGUGGUCAGCGCGGGCUCUGACGCUAGGAAAGUUUUUUUGGUGAGGCCGCUGGAUAGGCGUCGAUGCUGUCCAUUCGUGCGGAAUGAACGUUUUCGCCACUUUCGAGCCUCGUGCGCGGUUUUCGAUCACUGCCGCGCCGCUGGCUACGUUCUCGCGUCCCGCACAUGGCACAGCUGUGGCUGCGGCGGCCGUGGUGUGCGUGCCCCGAAGUUUUGUUCUUGGCUUCUUUCUUGUUUUUGUUUCGCACUCAGUGCGUUGCGCAAGAAAGCAGCGCCUUGUUGCUGUGUUUGCGGUGGGACGAAAGUGCUGCUUGUGAUGAGGCGCGGCCUGUGCGCUCGCGAGACAGACAGCGCCGUGAAGUUCUUGUUUUCGCAUCGGCCGAAACCUUGAGUGCGUGUGUGUGUGCGUGCACGCGGGGCCUUUGUGGACCCGUGGAGUGAAGGGGUUUGCAGCGCGGAGACGUUCCCGCACCGGCGGUCGCGAACGGUGGGGAAUGGGGCCGAUGGCUUUCGGGGCGAAGCUCGCCGUCGAAGAUUCUCCCCGAUUGACGUGGUGAGCUCGACACAGUUGAGAGGAAGACCCCGUUUUUUGGAGCAUGGGCCGAGGCGACGCCCGUUCGGACUCGGACGAAUCCGUGCAGUGGGAAGAGUUUUUCGGCCCAUCGCUUGACAUUAGCGGCUCCCUGCUUGCUAUGUACGACAGCCUGGCAUCUGAGCUACGCUCGGAUGGGUCCUCCUGCCCGCCGCCGACUCGCCCACCGCCUGCAGCUCGUCGUCCUCUCAGUUCUAGCUCAGACUGUUCUUCAUCCUCUUCCUCAUCGUCAUCGCUCUUGCCUCCUGGACUAGGUGGUGUGAAGAAGUCUUACCUGGCAAGCGUCGAGAGCCUGGAAGAUGAUGUUCCUGCAGCACUUCGUGGGAACCGAGCACUCUGUCGUACUACGUUCGCCGACAACAGUGCUGUGGCCAUGCACAGAAGCCUGCUUAGCCAUCCUCAUGGAGGCAAUGCAGGCUGUGGCCCUGACCAGCCGAGCUACUUGGAUCGCGUUCUGCUAGAAGUGGUGGACACCGAGAGGACAUAUGUGCGUGACAUUGGGGCCAUUGUAGAGGGCUACCUGAAGCCAUUGCCACUGCUGACUGACAGCAAGAUAAAGCCAGAAGAGCUGAAGAGUCUAUUUGGCAACAUCGAGAGCAUCUAUGCAUUCAACAGUGGGUUCCUGGAGCAGCUCGAAAAGUGUGGCUUUGACCCGGUGUCCAUCGCUCGGUGCUUUGUGGCCAACAGCAGUGGCUUUUCUGUAUACACAGAGUUCUGCACAAGUUAUCCAACGAUGGUUUCAACCCUGACAGAGCUAGUUGGUAAAGCAGAGACAGCGGAGAUAUUCAAGGCUCGCCAGACGUCACUUCACCACAGCCUGCCACUGGGAUCCUACCUGCUCAAGCCUGUGCAGAGGAUUCUCAAGUACCAUCUGCUUCUUCAGAACAUAGUGAAGCACGUGGACAAGGAGAGCCCAGGUUACCCUGAUGUGAAGAAUGCCUUGUCUGUGAUGACGGGCAUAGCGUACCACAUCAAUGACAUGAAACGGAGGCACGAGCAUGCAGUACGAGUACAGGAGAUACAGUCACUCCUUUACGGAUGGCAGGGUGAAGAUCUCACUACCUUUGGCGAGCUGGUGGCCGAGGGCUGCUUCCGCAUGCUGGGUGCCAAGGCCCUGCGGCACUUGUUCCUCUUUGACAAGAUGCUGCUAGUGGCGAAGAAGCGUGAGCAGGGUAUCCUACACUACAAGACGCACGUGGUGUGCUCCAACCUGAUGCUCAUUGAGAGUAUCCAAGGGGAGCCUCUCUGCUUUCAGGUGGUGCCCUUCAACAGCCCUGACUACCAGUACUCCUUCCAGGCUCGCAAUCUCGAGCAGAAGCGUGAGUGGUGCCUGCAGCUGAAGCGAGCCAUCAUUGAGAGCUUCAGCGCUGUCAUUCCCAGUCACGCCAAGCAGCUGGUGUUGGAGCUCGGCCAAAAUGACAGAGGCCUGCUGUGUGAGAGAGGACCGGUGAAGAAGACACUUGGGGCACCGGAGUACUUGAAGAGACGCAGAUACGACCGGCGCAAGUCAGAGAGCAGUCUGCACAGGGCUUUGCAGCUGUCACGAGGCUCAAGAAAGGUGAGAUCAACCACAUAUGUCCAGAGCUGGUGGGGUGUUGCUCAGCUGCAAUGGCAUCUUCGGAGGAGGUGCCCUCCUUGCCUUGCUUCUCUCACAUCUUCGACAAGGCUAUUGUGGGAUUCUCCCCCCCCCCCCCCCUUUUUCACUCUGUCUCGUAUCGCGUUAUCUGCUAAGCAAGGGAGUCACAAUACUGGCUUUCAGGGGCUAACUCUUAAAAUAGGGCGCAGGAUUGAAAGGACACUGAAUUCAAAAGUGAAACAUGUAGUCCACAAUAUGAAUGCUCGCAGAAUGUACUUUACUGUUGCUCAUGAUGCAUUGAAACGAAGCUGUGCGUGCUACAGAAAUUGUGCCUUGCAGGCUCGCCUCACCAAGUCGUGCUCUUGCCAGCCUGUCUCAUGCCAGAGGAUCAGUACAUUGGAUCCUGCAGAGUUCCAGUGCUGCCCGGAGUACACCCAAUCUGGUACAGCAACAACCAGCAGCCAGAACUUGGGUCCAAGCUCACCCACUUCACCGAGAUCCGACACCUCAUGCUAUGCAGGCAAGCCAGAAGCAAGGACAGUAGAAAGACUCGAAUCGAGAAGUUCCAGUGAGGAGCCGUGGCCGCCCUGGAAGCAGUGUCCGAGAACUAGUGUGGACACCAGUGACACAGAAAAUGAAGAUGGUGCCUGCAUGGUAGACGUACGCAGACUCCUCCGCUACAGGCCGUCUGUGCGCUCGCCAAGCUACCACUCCGAGGAGAUCCCGGGCGAGUACGUCACUUUUGAGUUUGCUAGUCGGCACAUAAGCGAGCAGUCUUACGGUGCCACAUACUGCACUUCUGCCGGUACCGACUUCACCGCACUCUGGGCAAGGCUCGGUGCCCAUGCUGCUUCAAUUCCAUCUUCUAGUAAACUGGUCCAGAGGAGCCACUCUUUCAGCGAGGCAGCACUUCCCGAGACUGAUUGCCCAGAAAGAAGCAAGGCGGCGGACCUUCGACGAGUCAAAAGGGAGAACAGUGUACCUGAAGACUGGUUGAACAGCCUCGAGGAACACCUCCCUCCAAAUGCCUGCAAGCGGUGCGGCUCACUCCCGCGCAGUUUCCGUCACGGCACCCCAACAUCACCCUCCUCCGAGACUGGCUCCAAGAUGCACCAGCUCAGAGCUCGCAUGGAGCGGCUGCGGCUGCAAGCCCCGGAGCAGCGACCUUUCACGAUAGCAUCUGACCAGCCUUCCCGAGCAGACUUCAUCGAUGGACCCGGAAGCUACAUGCCUCAAGGAAACCACAGCAGCCAGUUCAGCAGCCAGGAGCUGAACCCUGUGGCCAGUGUGGAAAACCUGGCGUCCUCUGUGGUUCACCCCGAGCAUCGAAUAUACCGCCGGGAUACUCUGCACGGUGGCUCCUGGCGCAACACGCUCUUAGGCCUGGGCACAAAGUUGACGCGCGUCCUGUGGUCGCCUAACCUGAACAAUGGCCCCGCACGCAACGCUGAAGGACAACUGAGCCACGGGUCAAGUCGAGACAGCGUACGCAGCAACGAUUCUCGACUGGCCCAGCUUAAAGCUGUUGGCUCGUUUAGCCGAGCAUGUGCCAGCGUUAUACAGUCUAAGGCAAGGCACCUUCCGCGGUUUUCGAGUCUGCAUGGUGUCCAGGGCAACUCCACGGCUGCGGCACGAAUUGCUCGGCAGCGAGAGCCUGACUAUUGCAUUCCUCAGACCAUCCUCGCCAUAUUGAACAAAAACGAAAGUGGUGGCAACACUGGCAAUCUGCAGCCAGAAGCUGACAGCAGCCCCAAGCCUGUGCCAUUGAUUCCACACCUGGCCAACGCUGUCCUGGAACUGGAUGAUGACACCGACUCCGAGAACAGCGAUUCCUCGGCGGACAGUUACUAUGAAAGGAACUUCGAGGCCAUCGAGGACGUCCUGGCUGAUGACAUGUUUCGCGACUCCGCAAUCUACAGCGAUCCGGAGGAGGUCAGUGGCAGCGAGCAUGAGGUUGCAGUGAAACCAGGCCUGUUGGCACGUAGGGCUAAUAGCAACAAGCUCCAAGCUGUUGCAGAGAAGCUGCCACCACACGAGGAUUCGAGUCAAGCUGACCAGCAGCAAGCAUCCGCAGAGUCUAGUUUGUGCACAUCAUCCCCUGGGCCCGCACCAGUGGCAUGCCGCCAAAGAGGCUGGGUGAAGCACAUUGUCGACAAGUUCCAGGCAAAUAUGGCAUCCAACUCCUAGUCCCCUCCCCGUGCACGAGUGCCUUUGAAUGCCCUUGGAUGGCAAAGUCCAGUGCAACGUAAACCAGCAACCAAAGAAAGCAGGGUCUCACUCGGUGCAUUGAUACUUCCAGCUCAGACCCGACAGGUGUGGCUGUCCUUGGCCAGGAGAUUUGACUGUGCUCCAGUAUGGCUCUGAACUCCACACAGAAUGCUGUUGGUGACACAACUCACUUUCGGCAGUGCAGGUCGACUCACUGUAGUUGCACGAGCAGAUUUGUCCCACUAAUGCAGGAAACAUCGCAUCAAAACGGAAUGUGCUCAGUUGCAUCGCUUAGCAGCACACCAGACUGUCGUCAUUGCCGUUGUACAUUGGGGCCAUUCCAUCAGGCUCUGCAAAGCAGAAGCCUUUUACUUCGCUCACAAAUCAUGCAUGUCAAUUCAGACAGGCUAGACAUAAGAUGUGGCAGAGCUGCACUACUGCGUUGAGUCAGUGAGUCAGUAUGCAUGAAUAGCCUUCUUGCUUUCAGAUGACUUGGAACAGCGAUAGCGUUAACUUAGACUAUGCCGGUUGGAAAGCCAUAAAGAUAGCAUUCUCUGUUGCCGUACUAAGUCUCGCUGGUAGUAUAGUUAUUUUGUAAUUGUUUCUUUGUUUACACUCCAUACGUGUUGUAUGGAGUAAUUGAUAAGUGUUCCUCUAUUCCCUCAUGUGCAGCUUUUGAGGCAAAGCAUGUUUUAGAGAACCAUUUUUGUUUUUCCAGAUGUGUAGUUUUAAACCGUUGCUUUUAGUCUUUUUUUUUUUUUUUUUCGUGUGAAAUUUGCUAAUUGGUGUUGUCUGAUUUAUCGUGUGAACUGAGCAGGAUUCUGUUGUCCUUACGAAGCUGCAAUAUUUGAAUAGUCCUUUCCCUUUUGAGCAACGAUAAGUGAGCACAAGAGACUUGGAAAAAGAGCAGCUGCAGGAGUAUGAACUUAAUUGUUUGCACGUACAGCACAAUGUAGAAAUGCUGCACCUGUAGCUACGUACCAUGCUCUAAAAGGGUAUUAAAGGCAAAUGUUAAGUCUAGCUAGAGUGAUAGAUGGUGCUUCUCGAUAUCUCCCAGAAUUUUAUUUGUGCCAAGAAAAAAUGUAAU
This is a messenger RNA of Dermacentor silvarum, 5560 nucleotides long. RefSeq lists its product as uncharacterized. The transcript has 15 exons. The coding region runs from base 694 to 4452 and encodes 1252 amino acids. NCBI's taxonomy places the organism in Eukaryota, Metazoa, Arthropoda, Arachnida, Ixodida, Ixodidae. Gene Ontology annotation, molecular function: guanyl-nucleotide exchange factor activity. The record is from RefSeq and is a predicted model, not a curated record.